Rotaria sordida is the source of this 1962-nucleotide messenger RNA. NCBI's taxonomy places the organism in Eukaryota, Metazoa, Rotifera, Eurotatoria, Philodinida, Philodinidae. The record is from the annotation of a GenBank genome assembly.
AUGUCUCAAUCAACACCUUCCGAAAAUGUGAGUGAUACAUCCGCAACGACGAUUAGUCAACCAGCAAAGGUUGCACCUACAUUAAAACUUGAUAUUCUUCGUAUUAUUCGACUUUGCCAACAACAACAUGGCCUCCGUCAUGGCGAUUACCAACGAUAUCGAUCAUUCUGCUCUCGUCGUCUGCGUCGUAUACGCAAAUCUCUCGAAUUAACAUAUGGUAAUCAAAAAAAAUUUCAAAAACCUAUAAUUACAGAUGAACUUGUCGCAAAAGAUUCACGUUACCUUCUAUUACCACUUAUUUGUAGUGAACGUGCAUGGGCUUAUGCUAUGCAAUUGAAAAGUGAAGCAAAUACAGAACCUCGAAAAAAAUUUCAUCUUUUAAGUCGUCUUCGUAAAGCAGUUAAACACGCUGAACAAUUAGAGACAUUAUGUAAUCAACAGAAAACAUGCGAUGCUCGUACAAAACUCGAAGUUCAAGCUUAUACAGCUGUUAUGAAUGGUCAUUUAAAAUUUGAAAUGCAAUCAUGGGCUGAUGCAUUACAAUUUUAUAUUCGUGCUCAAGCAAUUUAUGAUAAACUUAAAACGGGUGUUCGCAGUGAAGAUGAUAAACAAAUGAUUGAUCAACGUAUUGAUGAAAUAACAACAAAUGCUCGUUUUUGUCAAUAUAAAAGUGGUGAUAAAAAUGCUGCAAAAGAAUUAAGAAGUUUAAGAGCUAAAGCAACAGUUGAUGAUCCUGAAAUGACACGUGUUCUUGAUGCAUUUCUUAGUGAAACACAUGAGCAACAAACAUCAUCAAUAUCAGAAAUAACAUGGCGACAACGUAAAAUACAAGUAACAAAUGAAAAAGUUCGUUUAUUCUUUCUUAAUUUACAAGAAUUUCACAAUGAAAUCAAAAAACAAGAUGUUUCAUUCGAUACAAAAAUGAGUCUUUACGAAAGUUUUCUUAAAGAUGCAGUUGAAACAUUACAAAUUGUUAAAGAUGAACUUAAAAAUGAUCCUACAUUUAAACCUGUUCCGGCAUCAUCAAUCACAACUGCUAGUGCAACACGUGAAAAUAAUGAUAAAUUAUCCGAUUCGGUUUGGCUUUAUAGUUAUAUUGCAUGGAUUCGUCUUUCUAAAAUGAUUGAACGUAAUUUAGCAAUGAUUGAUAAUGGUAAACAACAAAUAUUUAAAACACCUACAACUGAUACUGGGAAAAUUGAUGCAACAUCAGCUAAAAAGGUAACAAAAGCAGCUGAUAUUAUUCGAAUGUAUGAUUUAUUAUUACAAUUUUUAAAUGAUAUUCUUGCAAUACCAGCUUUACAAAAUGAUAAAAUAAUACAAUCGGAUGUUGCUUUUCAAACAAUUGUUUACAAGGCUUGCAGAUCAUUUUAUAUAACAAUAUCAUUUAUUCAACAAAAACGUUUUAAAGAAUCGGCUGCAUUUGUAAUUAAAACUGAAGCAUAUAUUGAACAGGCAAAGAAAAUAGUCGAUGAUGGACAACAAUUAAAAUCAAGUGAAAUUAAUUAUCAAUCAUUAUUAAAUGAAUUUACUUUUAUUCAAUCGAAACUCGAUGAAGUUAAAUAUGAAAUUCAAACAUCAGCUACAUCAACACCAAUAGGUAAUGCUUCACCUAAAGUUGGUGCAAUACAACAAUCAUUUGAUCAGCCUCUUUCACUUGAUGAGCAAAAAGAAUUGGACAAAAAACCUUUAAUCGAUCGUUUGGAUACUUAUUAUGAAGAUUCAUCAUUAACUAAUAAAAAUCGUUUGAAUAUUGUUUCAUUACCACCACCAUUUAAACCUAUUCCAUGCAAACCCAUUCUCUUCGAUUUAGCACUUAAUCAUCUAAUCUUUCCAUCAUUAGAUGAUAAAGUUCAAAGUAAACGUCAGGCAACAACAUCUACUGAUAAAGGACAACAACAACAAGCUGGUCUUACUGGUUUUGUCAAAGGAUUUUUUUCUUGGGGUGGAAAAAAACAAUAG